Messenger RNA from Miscanthus lutarioriparius, 396 nucleotides. Lineage: Eukaryota; Viridiplantae; Streptophyta; Magnoliopsida; Poales; Poaceae. The record is from the annotation of a GenBank genome assembly.
AUGUCGUGGCAGACGUACGUCGACGACCACCUGCUGUGCGAGAUCGAUGGCCAGCACCUCAGCGCCGCCGCCAUCGUCGGCCACGACGGCAGCCCCUGGGCGCAGUCCGAGGGCUUCCCCCAGUUAAAGCCUGAGGAGGUUGCUGGGAUCAUUAAGGACUUUGAUGAACCCGGUACUCUAGCACCAACUGGUCUUUUCGUUGGAGGUACAAAGUACAUGGUGAUCCAAGGUGAACCUGGAGUUGUCAUCCGAGGAAAGAAGGGCACUGGAGGCAUUACUAUCAAGAAAACUGGCAUGGCCUUGAUUAUUGGUAUCUAUGAUGAGCCAAUGACUCCGGGGCAAUGCAAUUUGGUGGUGGAGAGGCUCGGCGAUUACCUGGUCGAACAGGGCUUCUAA